Molecule: messenger RNA, 2178 nt
Organism: Prunus armeniaca (apricot)
Lineage: Eukaryota; Viridiplantae; Streptophyta; Magnoliopsida; Rosales; Rosaceae
Source: the annotation of a GenBank genome assembly
AUGGACACAACGCCGAUUAACUGGGAAGCCCUGGACGCUCUCAUCAUCGAUUUCGCCAAAUCCGAGAAGCUAGUCGAAGACUCCUCCUUUACGACGUCGUCUUCUCCACCCUCUUCCCCACCUUCUUCUUCUUCUCCCUCCUCUAUCUCCUCCUCGUCUUACCACUCGAGAUUGAUCAUUCGCCAGAUCAGACGGUUGUUAGAGGCCGGUGACAUUGACGCCGCCAUCGAUCUCCUUCGCUCCCACGCCCCUUUCAUUCUCGAAGAUCACAGGCUCCUCUUCCGCUUGCAGAAACAGAGAUUUAUUGAGCUAUUGAGGAGAGGAACCACAGAGGAUCGUGAUUGUGCAAUUAAUUGCCUGAGAAAUGCUCUUGCUCCUUGUGCCCUUGACGCUUAUCCGGAAGCAUAUGAGGAAUUCAAGCAUGUACUUCUUGCUUUUAUAUAUGACAAAGAAGAUCAAACUUCUCCAGUAGCAAGCGAGUGGUCUGAAAGGAGGAGGUUUGACAUUGCUGGAUUGAUUUCCACUGUCUUAAGAGCCCAUUUACAUGCUUAUGAUCCAGUCUUCUCGAUGACAUUGAUAUAUUUAAUAAGCAUACACAAAGGAUUUUGCUUUCGUCAAGGAAUUUCGUCACCCAUUUCUGAUCUAACUCAGAGGCUGCUUCUUGAGGAGCGGGACCCCCCAGCAACAUCCCAGGAGAGCCUGUAUGAAGCACCUCCUUUUGAUGAGGUGGACAUACAAGCUCUUGCACAUGCUGUGGAGCUUACACGACAAGGAGCAGUAGAUAGCUUGAGAUUUGCUAAGGGUGAUUUAUUUCAGGCGUUCCAGAAUGAAUUAUGUAGAAUGAGGUUUGAUGUUACGAUGCUUGAUGAGCUUGUUCGCGAGUACUGUGUUUACAGGGGAAUUGUGGAUUCUGGUCUGCCAUCUUCUUCAGCAGCUGGAAUACAAAGCCCUUCCAAAUCUAUGAAAGUUGAUCAACCAGGGAUUGGGUUUUGUUUGUCAAGAGGCAGUUCCCAUGAGGUAGAUUCUGGUGCCGGCAAACAUUCUGAUGGUGAAAUUUCCAUCAGUACUAAUGAUAACCUAGGUGGUUCCCCUGGAAAGAAUUCUGAAUUGACUAGCAUGCAAGGAAUGGAUGUUGAAUUACGUUAUGCUUGUGAGUCAACAAACAACCAUGAAGAUUGUAGCACCAGUGGAUCACAUCAGUCUGAUAAUCUCAGAAUUCCACAAAGAAGCAAAGCCAAUGUAACUGCAGAAAGAAGUAAACGCAAGCGAUGGAGGGGAAGACAAGAUGAUAUUUGUUUUACUACUGGCGUUUCCUGUAAUGAAACGAGUAAAGAGCUUGGCACGACGGCCAUGGUUUCCAAUAUGUGUUCAUCAAGGGAACAGCAGGCUUCAGAAUGUUUAAGUUUAGACGUUAACAAUGUGGAGGAUAAAUAUGAGAUUGUGCUUGGGAUGAAGGAACUAACUAGCAAAGGAAUGGCUGCGGAGGUUGUGGAAGAAGUUAAUGCUAUGGACCCAAAUUUUUUUGUACAAAAUCCCACUUUGCUGUUCCAACUUAAGCAGGUUGAAUUCCUUAAGCUUGUCACCUCCGGUGAUCAUUCUAGUGCUCUGAGGGUUGCUUGCUCUCAUUUAGGUCCAUUAGCUGCUAGUGAUCAAGCUUUACUGAAGCCCUUGAAGGAGACUUUGUUAGCACUGCUCCAACCUAAUGAAGAUGCACUUGGAAAAGGCUUGCCCUUACAUGCUCUUGCAACUUCACUACAGGUUGCAAUUGGUAGGAGGCUUGGCAUUGACGAACCCCAGCUUAUGAAAAUAAUGAGAGCUACCCUUCACACACAUAAUGAGUGGUUUAAACUUCAAAUGUGUAAAGAUCACUUUGAAAAUCUAUUGAAGAUUGAUUCCUUAAAAGAUGUUACUACUCCUUCGCUUGUUGCUGCUGCAACUUCAAAGUCAAAUGCAGAUAGUUGCUCUAACGGGUCUUCCCAAGUAACAGUAUCUUCAAGCACCAGGAUGGUGGAAGAUGGGAGCAGUCUGACUCAAGUUUCAUCUAGAGAUGUUGUGUGUGAUGAAAAUGCAAUACUGAAAGUAAUGGAGUUUCUAGCCUUGCCCAGGGCUGAUGCCAUCCAUCUUCUUGCACAGUACAAUGGAAACGCUGAGACAGUCAUUCAGCAAAUAUUUGCAUAG